This is a messenger RNA of Daldinia childiae, 1041 nucleotides long. RefSeq lists its product as uncharacterized. Bases 1 to 1041 code for a protein of 346 amino acids. The record is from RefSeq and is a predicted model, not a curated record. The transcript has 2 exons. NCBI's taxonomy places the organism in Eukaryota, Fungi, Ascomycota, Sordariomycetes, Xylariales, Hypoxylaceae.
AUGAAAGGCGUCAUGCAUUCAUCCCGAGGUGGCCGGCCGAGCAAGGUCACCAAGCCGGUCGGCGCUCCGCGCGCAAGAGUCAAUCGUCGAAUCGGCGCUGUUGACGGACUUGCAAAUCAAGAUCCCGACCUUGAGCAACAAGAUGCUACUACUGAUGAGGAUUUCGACAAUGAUACCACUUUCGAUCCUGAGGCGGCGGCUGCUGCUGCCGCCGCCGCCGCCGCUCAGCAGCAUCACCAUCACCACCAGCAGGUGGAACUCACCGCAGCUAGCAUUCUAGCUAACAGCGUUCAGAAUCCCAAUGAUCAGCAUCCUGACCUUAGCGGUCAUCUUAUGGGAGGUGAUGAUGCUGGGGUUCAUACUACAGAGGAGCUUGCUCACCAGUCCGGAUAUCUCGAUAUCAACAUUGAGAGCGCUUUGGCAAAGAGACUGGCCCGCGACCCUGGCAUGCGUCUUGCCCAACAGCGACGUACCGGACAGAAAUUGAAUCUAGUCCGGCGUAGCAACGUCGAAGCUCUCUUCGCACAUAUUGCUGGCGAGGAGGCACCCCAGCCAUGCAAGAACUGCCACAAAGGCCACGGGCCUUGGACUAGCUGCGUAAUCAUCGACGGUCAGAUGUGCGGCAGUUGUGCCAAUUGCUGGUUCAACGCAUCUGGUGCUCGAUGCUCCUUUCAUGAGACUCGCAAUCCCCAGGCUCACGGAAGUCAGAUUGGUGGUGACAAUUUCGCCUAUCCCAUGGCCGCUCCACCGCCACCCUCAAGCAUGACUCCGUUCAACUUUGCUUCGAUUCCUGCUUCUACUGAUCCUGUUGUGCGCUAUACGAUAGAGCAAGCAUUGGCCCAGGUCCGCGGAGCAGAUCGCGCAAACAGGCUUAUGAUCAUGAUCGAUGCAACUACGAAGCAGCUAGCCUACCAGAUUUGCCUGUACGAGGAGGCUGUUCGUGAGCAGCAGAACCAAGCUGGCCAGGCUGGUCAAGCUGGUCCUCAAACCGGCCCUCAUGGAGCUUCCCAGUCCGUCGUGAAUGAGCAAGAUGCACCUUAG